CCCCCUGCACCCCCAGCAGCAAAUAAAUACAAGGCUCCCAGCCCAGAAGCCAGGAGAAGUUUCUAGGCGUGCGUCCCAGAGGUUUUUAUUAAGCUCCUGGCUGGACUCUCUAGAUCUCAGAGGCUCUGGCUGGGAGCCUGGGUUGAGAGCACCGAGGUUUCCUGAUCCUUUGGUGAGGCGGUGCAGGGAGAGGCAUUGAGGGAUUUUGCUUAGACCCAUUGAGGGUCAUCUUUGGGGCCUGGGAACCUCUCCCCAACCCCCCCUCACCCCUAGCCUCGUGUGCCCCACCAUUCUUGGCAGUAGAUGUUUCUGCUUGUUCCUGACGGAAGAGCAACUUUUUUCUGAAGUGGAAGAAUAAGUCAGGCACAGCCAUCUGGGCAUCACCUUGCUGGGUGACCUUGGAUAGGUGGCCCCAUCUCUCUGGGCCUCGGGAUCCCCUUUGAGCUCAGCAAGGCGCCAUGGCUGACGGUCAGUUACCAUUCUCUUGCCACUACCCCAGCCGCCUGCGCAGAGACCCCUUUCGGGACUCGCCCCUCUCUUCCCGUCUGCUGGAUGAUGGCUUUGGCAUGGACCCCUUCCCCGAUGACUUGACGGCCCCUUGGCCUGACUGGGCUCUGCCUCGUCUAUCCUCUGCCUGGCCGGGGACCCUGAGGUCAGGCAUGGUGCCCCGGGGACCCACUGCUGCGGCUAGGUUUGGGGUGCCCACUGCUGAGGGCAGGAGCCCUCCACCCUUCCCUGGGGAGCCCUGGAAAGUGUGUGUCAACGUGCACAGCUUCAAGCCUGAGGAGCUGAUGGUGAAGACCAAGGAUGGAUACGUGGAGGUGUCCGGCAAACAUGAAGAGAAGCAACAAGAAGGCGGCAUUGUUUCUAAGAACUUCACAAAGAAAAUCCAGCUUCCUGCAGAAGUGGACCCCAUGACCGUCUUCGCCUCGCUUUCCCCAGAGGGUCUGCUGAUCAUCGAAGCCCCCCAGGUGCCUCCUUACUCACCAUUUGGAGAGAGCAGCUUCAACAAUGAGCUUCCCCAAGACAACCAGGAAGUCACCUGUUCCUAAGACCCCAGUCCUGGCCUAUCCUAGUUCCCAUCCCCAACCCCGGGGGCUUCUCUGAUUCCAGGGUACAUUACUUUAACUGAAUUCAGAUGUAGUGCAACUCAAACACUGGGCGAUGGGGAGAAGAGAGAAUGACCACAGAGUUCCCGGAUAAUGUAGAGAUAGAUUUCUCCACGGGAUGACGCAAUGAGCAAACGGUACUGGGUUGAUUAGGUCAAAGGAUUGGGAGUUUUUUGUUUGUUUGUCUUUAUCUUUUCCACGUGGAUGGAGACAUUGCGCACCCUGUAGUUGCAAAACACAUCCAUGGGAACUGAACACGUCAGGUUACAUCAGCUAAGACAAAGAUUGCUUUUCUCUGGGAACCUCCUCAGCACCCUAAUUCCUGCCUUCCCUGGGCUCCCCAUUUUCCAUGACUGACACAUGGCUUGGUUGAUGGAACCCAUCAGCUCGCCCCACCGUGUGUCUGUACCCCGUGGUCUACAAGCGUUAGAUUCUCAUACGGGAUUUUUCCAUCAACCACAUGGAAACAAGACAGUGCCUUCCACCUUUCUACCCAGCAGUUUCUAGCAAGUUCCCAUGGUUCUCAAACUAGCACUCCCUACGGGCCCUGAAAGCCCCCUCUGUUUAUUCUCUGGCUAAGGUCCCCACCUUCUUGUGUCCCCUAUGUCCAAGUCGGGAUUUUUACAGAGAGCUGUCUGGAGACAGCUCUGUCAGGAACCAAGCAAAGGCCAGGCAGCCUGGAAUAGACAGGCUAUUGGUACUGUGUUUAUGGGUGGGACGUGUGUGUCAUUGAUGUUUGAACUAUGCUAUUGUUUAGGGGGAAAAUAACAGUAAAGUAAUAACAACAAUAAUAAAGGAGUUGAUGUUCUUA
This is a messenger RNA of Jaculus jaculus (lesser Egyptian jerboa), 1920 nucleotides long. RefSeq names its product heat shock protein family B (small) member 8 (gene Hspb8). Gene Ontology annotation, biological process: cellular response to unfolded protein. NCBI's taxonomy places the organism in Eukaryota, Metazoa, Chordata, Mammalia, Rodentia, Dipodidae. Gene Ontology annotation, molecular function: protein homodimerization activity. The transcript has 3 exons. Gene Ontology annotation, cellular component: nucleus; cytoplasm; protein folding chaperone complex. The coding region runs from base 459 to 1052 and encodes 197 amino acids. The record is from RefSeq and is a predicted model, not a curated record.